This is a messenger RNA of Fusarium poae, 762 nucleotides long. RefSeq lists its product as uncharacterized. Bases 1 to 762 code for a protein of 253 amino acids. Lineage: Eukaryota; Fungi; Ascomycota; Sordariomycetes; Hypocreales; Nectriaceae. The transcript has a single exon. The record is from RefSeq and is a predicted model, not a curated record. Gene Ontology annotation, molecular function: protein binding.
AUGGCAGAGGGAGAUUCAAGAGACGCAUUAGCUACAACGGCACAAGGACGUAGAGCAAAGGCGCGGGCAGCCCUAAAAAUUGCAUUAAAUCGGAUACGUCACUUUCGGUUUCCUUCCUCGCCUCCUCUGCCUCCCCAGCCGUAUCAAGAGGAAGUUCCAGCAGCGCAGGAAGGUCUCAAUGACAUUGAAAUUCGCCCAACGCUCAUCGGCCGCGGUUAUGGCUUGUUCGCAACUCGAGAACUACCAAGAGGCUACAAGAUCAUUCAUGAAGAGGAACCAGUACUUUCCGGACAUCCUCUUUCGUUGCAACCAAAGUGGAACACUUUGUCUCAUCGCAAGCGCGACCAACUGAAACAGAUGUUUAGAACCCUGCGAGCAAUACCGACUGAAAGGGUGUUGUCGAGCAUGAGUAUCGAUAGGGAUCUUGUUAGAAUCCUCGAGAAUUUCAGGAAGGAAUACGGCUUCAAGGAUCCAGAAGGCAGAAGGUGUUGUUUUUACAGAACAGCCUGUUAUAUCAACCAUGCUUGUGGCAAAUGCGCCCAAGCAUCUUGGUGUGUUGAUAACCAGCAGCCCAAUUGCAUCAGCGUAACUCUGAAUAGACCCGUCAAGGCAGGCGAGGAGAUAUUCAUCCAUUAUGGCAAGAAAAAUCUGUCCUAUGGUUGUGCAGUUUGUACCAAGGAGAACGGACCGAAAAAGACAUCAUUCCUCGAAAGAUCGAAGAACAAGCUUAGCAGAUGGCUACGCAGAAACCGCGAGGAGUGA